AUGGAUAGAGUUGCUGAAUUUAUUGAAGAAUUACAAUCAGAAUUUAUAGUGCUAAUAAUAGAACUAUCUACCUAUUCAUUAAUGUCUAACUAUAUGCAAUUACUACAAGGAGAAAUAGUAUCAGCUCAUACAAAUAUAGCAAUGCAAUUUACGUAUAUUACACAAUAA
This is a messenger RNA of Funneliformis caledonium, 168 nucleotides long. Lineage: Eukaryota; Fungi; Glomeromycota; Glomeromycetes; Glomerales; Glomeraceae. The record is from the annotation of a GenBank genome assembly.